ACAAACAGCAAAUAAAUUUUCAAGAGUUGCUUUUUGUAAGCUUUGGUAAAUGGAUUCCUUUUUUUGAAGAAAUUUUGUUGAUAAUGGUCAAUCAGAGCCUUGAGCUCCAAAAUAAAAUUGGAAAGGGCCGGAGUAUUAAAGCAGAGAAAGCAGUGCCCCGGCCGUCAAAUUUAGCCGGUUAGACAAAGAUCGGCAAAGAUCCCUUGGAAUCUCCUCCGUGCAGGAUGGCCGGCGGCAACCAUCCCAAGUCUUCUCUUCACAACAAACCUCCGCCCUCUUCCACCGCCUCCGCCUCCCACCGUAAAUCCCGCUGGGAACCAAACUCCUCCACCGUCAAAUCCCCACCCGAUCCCAAACCCUCCACCGCCCCUUCCCCCAAACCCAAGCCCAAACCCAACUCUAACCCUAACCCUAGCCCCAAACACCCAUCUGAUCACCCUCCCCUUCUCCCCUUCCCUUUCCCAGACCCCGCCCCUCUCGGCCCACCCCCUCCUCCCGCCUACGGCUUCCACAUGCUCGAACGACGUACCAUCGUCCUCGCCGACGGCAGCGUCCGCUCCUACUUCGCCCUUCCCCCCGAUUACCAGGACUUUGCGCCCCGCCCUCUCGACUUCCUUCACCGCUUCCCUCCUCCCCUCAGCCCCGGCCGAUUCCGCCUCCCCGACUUCCCUCCCAGCGCCGCCAAGCGCAAGUACGGCGAAGACGAUGGCUCCCGGGAUGACCUCGCCAGGCAGAGGGAGCAGCUCCUUCGUAACGCCAAUGGCCUCUCUAGGAUUUCCGGCGGCGAGUUCUCUGCGGGCCCCAGCGGCGGUACCCCCCUCAAGCGUGAGUUAGUGGACCCCCCUGAAAUGAGGCCCUCCAAGCACUCGAGGCACGACGGGUCGAGUUUCAGUAGGCACCCGCAGGUGGAUCAGGACGCCCUGAAGAAAGCCUUCGUUAACUUCGCGAAACUCAUCAACGAGAAUGUCUCGCAGAAGAGGAGUUACUUGGAGGAUGGGAAGCAGGGACGUCUUCACUGUCUUGCUUGUGGCACUGGCAGGUCUGCUAAAGAUUUUCCAGAUAUGCAUGCUCUCAUUAUGCACACUUACAACUCAGAUAACGCUGAUUCACAUGUUGAACAUUUGGGAUUGCACAAAGCUCUGUGUGUCUUAAUGGGUUGGAACUACUCAAAGCCUCCUGAUAACUCUAAGGCAUAUCAGUUUUUAUCUGCGGAUGAAGUAGCUGCAAAUCAGAAUGAUUUGAUCAUGUGGCCACCUUUGGUGAUCAUUCAUAACACAAAUACAGGAAAAAAUAGAGAUGGCCGUAUGGAGGGUUUGGGAAACAAAACUAUGGAUAAUAAAAUUAGAGAGCUUGGAUUUAUGGGUGGCAAAUCAAAGUCAUUAUAUGGAAGAGAGGGUCAUUUGGGCAUAACACUGGUUAAAUUUGCUGGGGACCAAUCAGGCUUUAAGGAGGCCAUUCGACUUGCUGAACACUUUGAGAAGGAAAACCAUGGACGCAAUGAUUGGACCCGUCUGCAGUCACAAACAUUAGGAAAGGAUGAUGAAAAUAAUGCAAACCUUGUUAAGGUGGAUGAGAAAAAAGGAGAGAAACGGAGGGUCUUGUAUGGCUAUCUUGGGACUGCUUUUGAUCUUGACAAAGUUGAUUUUGACACAAGGAAGAAGGCUGUCAUAGAGAGCAGGAGAGAAUACAAACCACCCAUGUAGUGUUUGACUAUAUGCCAAUGUAAAAUGGGAUACAUGGAAAGUCUUUCCAGUUGCAUAGAGACGAUUCCUGAAGAUGAUAAAAGGUUUUAUGUAUUUUGCUGACCGUUUCAAUGUACGAUAGGAGGCAGCGUUAUCAUCAUUUUUAUUUUAAUUCUAAAUUUAUACUGAAUUUUCUGC
This is a messenger RNA of Vigna angularis (adzuki bean), 1880 nucleotides long. Its product is annotated as protein SUPPRESSOR OF GENE SILENCING 3 homolog. NCBI's taxonomy places the organism in Eukaryota, Viridiplantae, Streptophyta, Magnoliopsida, Fabales, Fabaceae. The transcript has 4 exons. The coding region runs from base 225 to 1703 and encodes 492 amino acids. The record is from RefSeq and is a predicted model, not a curated record. Gene Ontology annotation, biological process: regulatory ncRNA-mediated gene silencing.